Molecule: messenger RNA, 2331 nt
Organism: Tripterygium wilfordii
Lineage: Eukaryota; Viridiplantae; Streptophyta; Magnoliopsida; Celastrales; Celastraceae
Product: pentatricopeptide repeat-containing protein At2g36240
Exons: 1
Coding region: 85-1560 (491 amino acids)
Molecular function (GO): protein binding
Source: RefSeq, a predicted model, not a curated record
ACUCUGAAGUAGAAUCAAGAAUGCAGACAGAACGUAUAUGUGAAGUGUGAUAAGUUUGCAAUCGGGGACUUUUGAUCGCCUGAAAUGGCCCUGAAGAGAAAAUUCCCAAAACCCAUCAAUGUCAUUGAUCCUCCGAUCCCAAUCCAGUCUUCUCUGCCCACUCCACCACCACCAACAACUCCUCUCGCCACUCUGCCCAGUCUCUCCCUCUCUCGAGCUCCUCACCAUAACCAAUUCCUUCAUUUCUUCAAUACCCAUCUCUCCCUCUCCCAACCCCUUACCCCACAACGUCUCCUCCACUUCUUCAAAUCUAAGCUCCAUCACCACCCACAAUUCUCCGCCUACGAUUUCCACAUCUUCAAUUGGGCAGCCUCUCUCGACUGCUUCCGCCAUGACCACUCCACGCUCGAAUGGAUGUCCCGUUCGCUGGCCUCCACCAGCCGCCUCGCCGAACUCCGCUCCCUUAUUGCAUUCAUGGAUUCCAAUCGAUGUCCUUGUAGUGACGGUAUUUUCUCUUGCCCUCGAAUGGAAUCCAUUUUCCAGUUUGUUAUCCAGGCGUAUUGUAGAGUAGGGAAGAUGGAUGAUGCCUUGUUUGCUUUUGAGAAUAUGAGGAAAUUGAUUGAUGGGAAGCCUAGUGUGGUGAUUUACAAUGUUAUGAUUCAUGGGUAUGUGAAAUGUGGGUGCCAUGAUGAAGCAUUGGGGUUUUAUGAUCGGAUGCUGAAGGAUAAGGUUAAGCCUGAUGUGUUUACUUUUAAUAUUUUGAUCAGCAGUUAUUGUAGGAAUUCGAAAUUCGGGUUGGCUUUGGAAUUGUUUAGGGAGAUGAGGGAGAAGGGCUGCAGUCCUAAUGUGGCUAGUUUCAACACUUUGAUCAAGGGCUUCUUUAGAGAGAGGAAGUUCGAGGAGGGGAUUGCAAUGGCAUAUGAGAUGAUUGAUUUAGGGUGUCAAUUUUCCACUGUCACUUGUGAGAUUUUAACUCAUGGUCUUUGUAAGGAAGGACAGGUUUUGGAGGCAUGUAGAAUGUUGCUUGAUUUUUCAAGGAAAGGAGUUUUCCCUCAUGGGUUUGAUUACUUUGUUUUGGUGGAAGAACUUUGCAGGAAGGGAAAUGCUGGUCGAGCUUUGGAGGUGGUUGAUGAGCUGUGGGGAAAAGGAAAUGUUCCAAGCUUCAUUGCUUGUACUACAUUGAUAGAAGGUUUGAGGAGGUCAGGGAGAGUAGAAGAAGCAUUUAGAUUGAUGGAAAAGAUGCUGAAAGAGGAUGUUCUACCAGAUUGUGUGACCUUUAAUUGUCUAUUGCAAGAUCUUUGUGAGUUGGGUAGAACAGUAGAAGCAAAUGGAUUGAGGUUGUUGGCUUCUCGCAGGGGUUUGGAGUCUGAUGGCACCACAUAUAGCGUAUUGGUUUCUGGGUAUACGAGAGAAGGCAAAAGGAAGGAAGGUGAAGUUUUGGUCGACGAGAUGUUAGAUAAGGGAUUUAUACCUGAUAUUGCUUCUUAUAAUAGGUUGAUGGAUGGGCUUGCGAAUAUGAAACAGUCUGUGCGGCGUAAUGUUAAUGUUGUUAAAAGGUGAACCUAUAAACAUCAUAAGGUUUGACAUUGUGUGGCAGCACCAAGGCUCAAAAGUGAUGAAAAGAAUUGAAAGCUUUUCUACUUUUGAGCUACUAUGGUUAUUUCCAUAGUGCUUUUCGAGGAAAAAAUACGAUAUUGAUUGAACUCUAGCAGGCCAUAUUGACAAGGUCCUACAAACUGAUCCACGAGGUCCUAGUCCUCCCGGAGACCUAAUCCUGAAAACCUGUGAUUGUGAAUGUGGUCCAAUGAAAAUAAAUGACUUCACACUUUCACAGAGUUUGGAGGUGCCCUAUUUCUGUCUCUGAUGGAAACAAAGCAUGGUCUGGUUUGAUUAUGGAGCUUCUAUGGUGGAUAAUAAUAUGGACGAGUCUUUGUGCUGUUGCGGCUUCAUUGGAGAGAAUGACAAGGCAGGGACUGCGCCAUCCAAAGACAAAUGAGGGAUAACCAGUCAUUAAGUUCCAGCUUUAAGAGAUUUACAUGGUUCGGCGAAAGCCUAAGUCCACGGUCAGCAGAGAUCGAUCGAGUAUUCACUAUAUUGGAGAAGAUUACAAGUGAGAAACUCACUGAUUACUCUCAUUUCCACAGUGCCUUUUUGCAAUCAUUAGUGUUUUUUUUUUUUUUUUUUUCCAUCAGUUGUUUCUGUAUGCAUUGGUCUUCAAAUAACCGCUGAAAUAUUGAAGAUGGGCUUAUGUCGAAAAAUUGGAUUGUUCAUGUAAUAUUUAGGGCACUAUUAUCAGUUGGAAGAAGUUUAAUGUUCACUAGUGUACAUGUA